CAGGUAACUUUCUUACGAUAGCCUUCCGCCGGGCAACAUAGUGCUCGAAGCGCUCCCGCAUUUUGAGGAACACAACGCGAGGAGGCAAAAGCAAUACCUGUAAUCAGGCGUUUUCGUCGUUUUGGAAACCGAGGGACGUUGAAGCAGUAUUUUUUCUUGUACCGAAACGGCCCGUCUCUCAAAGGCGUUUGAAAUCGGACACCGCUGGCGUUGAGGCCCUCACUUUUGUGCGGAGGGAUACGUUGUUGCGUCUGACAAUGUGGACGGAGGUGGUGAAGAUGUCUACGAGAAGAAUGAAAUCAUCUCAGUUGUAACAACAAAAAAGGAAGACGCGAGAUUAGUUACUAUAAUAGAUUUGUUUGCACACAGACUUGUUACAUUGAAGCAAACACGUGGGCGCUGUGUGAAAAGCAGGCUUACCGGGACAAAAGGAAGACAUCUACUGUGCUCCAAUGCGUUUCAUGCACUGAGGUCGAAAUUCUCUUGAAGUUUUAUGUUUUUCCCCUUGCGAGUCUCCGCUUUUCUUUUUACUGUUGGAUAUCAGACACUUGGAGAGAGGGUUUAUUAGAGACUGAAGGGUAUGAACGAACAGCAGCAAAGAAUGGCUGCAGUGGGAACUGACAAGGAACUCAGCGACCUCCUGGAUUUCAGCGCGAUGUUUGCGCCUCCAGUAGCCAAUGGGAAGAACAGGACAAUGACACUCGCCAGCAGUCAGUUUAGUGGCUCAGCACUAGAUGAGCGCAGCGGCUCCGGGUCCUGGGCCUCGGCAGAACAGAACAGCCCCUCUUUUACCCAAGGACGGGGCUAUGGUGAAGGAUCCCACUACAAUGAACAUGAAGGCUUGUCCUCUCCAUUUCUUAGUUCAGGGAUCGCAGGUAAAAAUGAGAGGCCACCGUACCCUCCCUUUGGAAGCCAGCCUGGUUUUCUUCCUAGUGACAUAGCGAUGCCUAGCCCAGAUGCCAUGUCCCCCUCUGGUCUGAAGUCUGGCUCACAGUUUUACCCCUCAUACCCCAACAACCCCAGGAGAAGACCCCCUGAUGGAGGCAUAGACACCCAGCCAAAGAAGAUACGGAAACCCCCUGGCCUGCCGUCCUCGGUGUAUGCUUCCACAUCUGGUGAUGAGUAUUCCAGGGAAAAUGGCGGAUAUCCUGGUGCUAAGCCUGGAGCUGUCUACCCUGGCUCUUUCUACAUGCAAGAAGAUCCCUGGUCAUCUUCUGGAUACUCUGCCAUGCUGGGCAACUCUCCUCACAUCGGACAGCCAGGCUCCUUCUCUGCAAUUAAUCCACAGGACAGGAUGAAGCGUCACCCCCUGCCUCUGUCCCCACAGAACUAUCCUCUGCACGGCAGCGAAGUCAAUGGCUUCCACUCAGCCCCCUCCACAUACAAUCACACACCCGCCAUUAAUGGUGACGGCAUCAUGGCUAACCGCGGCACCACAGCUGGCAGUUCAGGAGAUGAAAUUGGGAAGGCUCUUGCCUCAAUUUAUCCAUCGGACCACAACAGUAAUAACUUCUCUUCAGCUCCAUCGACUCCUGGGUCUCCACAGGGAAUUACAGGAGCUCAGUCUCAGUGGCAAAGACCAACCACACCCAACUAUGAAGGGCAACCACAUGCACUGCAGAGUAAAAUGGAGGAUCGCUUGGAGGAGGCCAUACACGUACUGCGCAGCCAUGCUGUGGGCCAAGGCCCUGGCUUGGAAGGCACCCACUCGGACAUGCACAGCCUGCUGUCCUCAGUACACAACGGGGGCCUCGGGGCCCUCUCUCCAGCCUUCCCCAAUGCUAGCCUUGCCCUAAGCAACAGACAUCCUGCUUUGCAGGGAGGAAAACACGAGGAGCCGACAGGCCUUCCUCCCAGCAGCACUCUUCUGCACGGUCACCAUGCAUCUGGACCCACACCAUCCGCUGGCCAGCCCGAAGGCUUCACCAGUCUCCCUGGUGGUAUGGCCCGUUCCACACACUCCUCCAGCAGCUCAGACAUCAAAAGAGAAGACAAAGAGGAUGAUGAAAAUUCAUCUGUUGCAGACAAGUCCGACGAUGAAAAGAAGGACGCCAAGGUAGCACGCAACCGAACAAGAAAGGAGGCGUUGACCCUCCAGAUGCUCUCUGGCUUUUCAGACCAGAAAGAUGAUCAAGACAAUGAAGAUGAUGAGGAUGUUCCCCCCGAGGUGAAGAUGGAGCGUGAAAGGGAACGGCGAGUGGCUAACAAUGCCCGCGAGCGCCUCAGAGUACGGGACAUCAACGAGGCGUUUAAGGAGCUUGGGAGGAUGUGCCAGCUGCACCUCAGCCACGACAAACCUCAGACCAAACUUCUCAUACUGCACCAAGCUGUCAAUGUCAUCCUCAAUUUAGAACAACAAGUCAGAGAGCGUAACCUUAACCCCAAGGCAGCGUGUUUAAAACGUCGUGAAGAGGAAAAGGUGUCUGGCGUGGUGGGUGAAGCACCCAUGCAGCUCUCAGGAGGCCAUCCUAGUAUGGCAGGAGAUGGCCACAACCCAGUUGGCCACAUGUAACACCAGAUCUGAUGGUGUUCCCUUGGCUGUCAGAGGAUGUGGCCUUAACAGAUUUCUUCCACCCAUUAUUCUCAGUGUGUGUAUAUGUGGACAUGUCUGUGUAUUGUCCGUUCAAUUUUCAAGAUGCACAUUCACACACUCAUACACACAUGCAUACUGCCAAAACUGACACAGCCUGUUUGUCGCACUCCCAACCAUGACUACAAGCUCAAAUGUGAAGAACUUUUUAAGUUUUGCUUUGUUUUAUACAUGUAAGGUUUUUUUUUCUUUUUGGUUUCCACAAUAUGUUGGAACCCCGGAGUACUUUUUGUCCUGCCACAAAUUGGGACUUCACACACUGCCGAGAGGUGCUCUGGUUAAAGAAAGGAGACCUAAACACAAAUUGAAUCAAGGAUUUGUGCCUAAUUGUUACAUGUUUUCUAUUUGACAUUUAAGCAAAUUGCUUUACAUGUGAGGAACAUUUAUUGUGAGGGAUUGCUUAUGUGUAUGAGCAAUUAUUUUUAAUGUAUGUCAUUCCCAGCGUGAUGGUACAGUCUUACAUAUGUUAUGUAACCAAGCCCAUAGUUGAAGUUGAAUUGUCUAAAUUCUGUUACUUUUCCUUGAUCUUAACAGCAAAAGGUUUGAGGAGCGUUACUGAAGGGUCAGAAGGGAAAGGUCAACGUUUGGAUAGUUCAAAAGCAUUUUACACAAAAGACAGGAGCCUGACCAAGUGACAGUCACUGACUGAGCCCCGGUCGUAUCCCACAAGGCAUCUGGAGACUUGGAAAAGAAGACCCCUUUCUUGAAGGUUAAGAAUUAUGAGCGGUAGAAUAAGUCUACCACUACAAAACCGUUCUUCCUCUUUUGUCGACCACAGAUUUUAGUGUUACUCCAGUGAAUCCCUUGUUCUGAGUUCAAGUUUUUGUACUGCUUUAUGUCUGAAAGCAUGCAAGGACACAAAACACAUAAGCACAGCUGUAUAGAUUUAGGAUGGAAGUCUGAAGACGUAUAAUAUUUCAGCCCUGGAAGUUUUGUAUAAAAGCCAUCAGAGACACUUGAUAAAUGAUGCUCGGUGCUGUCACUGGUUUACUGAAAAUACCAGCAGAUGCAGCAAUGUCAUGUUUUCCCCCUGAUUGACAUUCUGGUGAGAGAUUCAAUGAAAUUCUACACAAUCUGGGUUCAUUUGAAUAAUGAAUCUCCUCAGCCCACAAAUGGUGAAAUGGAUAAGCCUUUGUACUUGGAGGUUAACUUUUCCAAAAUGAGCAUUCCCACUGAAUUACAGCCCCCCACCUUCCUCCUGAGUAAGUUUGUCGUCACGUUUCUUAGUGAGAGAAGUGUGACAUGUAAAUUCACUUCAUACAUUACUCUGAUAUGUUUCAUUUUUCAGAAUUAAAUAUAUAUAAAUAUAUAUAUUUUUUGUUAGUCUAUACAUUGUAGAUUUUUUACAUAAAUGGCAAUAUUAGUUUGAAGUUUAGAGUGUAUUGUAGAUGAGCUGAAUAAGGGGAUAUUUGACAUUUAAAUGAAAUUGUUCAAAUCAAAUUGAACCGGGAUGGCAGUGGAAAAGGGUCAACAGUCGAUAAAGGAAAAAAAAUGUUGAAAGCGUUUGGUGUAUCCUUUUAUUCCAGUUUUAGUUAAAAGGCGUUUAAAUCAGCUACCCAGAUGAGUUUGUUCUUUCCAUUUGGGGAUUUUGCGUGCACCACACUCUUGCUGAAGUGUUCUUUAGCAGCGAGGCACCAAGGCAAAACGUGGGAAGGGAUUUAUGUCUCGAACCGUAAUUAUGCAACUGGUUUUUGAAUGUAGCUACCAUACAAAUGUGGAUCGCCUUCAUUGUCAGAGUUGUUUUCUGGGGUUUUUUUGUCAGUACAGUAUACUAGUUUUCAUUUCACCUUUUUCUAAGAUCUGCCCUCAGACAAGCGGCUCUCAGUGUGUAGCUCGCUUUUCGAGUGUCCCGCACACUUAUUUUUGAGGCAGACGCUGGUAUUUGGGUGUAAGGUAACAGAUAAUAUGGAGAACAAAAACAGUGUUAUUGUGAUGUUAUUCCCAUAUUCAUGUCAUGUUGUGAAUGAUUUUUUUUUUUUUUUUUUUUUUUUUUACCAACAUGUAAUCACAAAUGGGAGGUAGAGCAUUUUGUGUGUUUAAUUUCUACAAAAAGAGAUGAAGAAAAAGACCUAUACAAAUCAAUAGUGUGGCCUUUUCAUUCUCAAGACUUAAGAUGUCAUGAUGGGAGAGUGAUACCUUAUCAGUGCCUGAACUUGUAUUUUCAUUUAAGACAGUUUUAUUUUGUGAACCAUAUCAUUUCAUUUACCAUGGAGAUUAAAAAGGUACUUGUUCAUUCCCCCACCCUACCUUCUCCUAAUGCUUUUUUCAAUUUUCAGGAAGAAGUUUAAAUGGUAUAAAGAGAUUUUCUUUCAGUGUAUCUAGUUAAAUAAAUAAAUGUUACGUAGAUCUUGUUAAGUUUUUAUUCCUUUUUUUCUAAUUAUUCAACUGGAUUAUAUUGUCCAAACUGCUGUUUUUAGUUAAGGUAAUGGGUCCAGGUCAUGAGUUAAUUUCUAUCUGCUCUACAUUGCUAAAUCACUUGACAUAACAGGGUUCAAGAGAUGCUGCUUUUGGCUCUGAUUGUCUGCUUUUGAUGCACAUUAAUAGACAAGUGUUUGUGUUGCUUCAGUUUCAGUGUAGGGAGUGAGUUUUUUUUAAAUUUUUUUUUUUUUUUUUUAAUUUCUUUAAUUUUAUUUUUUCCCUGUAGUAGCUGGAGCCUAUUUUGACUUGGAGCAUUUUCUGUACAUUAGAGUGCAAGCCCUCUGCUGCAGUGGUUUUCCGUAUAUUUAGUCUUCUGUGAGAAUUUUCACCUCUGGCAUUUUACUCUUCCAACUCUUUUGGUGACGUUGACAGUGACUUUUUGUGAGAAGUUUUGAACACUUCUUUCAAAGAGUUGUAUUUUAAUUUUUUAUUUUAUUUUUUAAAUAUUACAGUAUCAAUAAGUGUAAUGAAUAUUGCCGAUUUGUUACAGGGGAAAAUCAAUAUGUGACUUGAUGUCAUUAGUAUUCAGUGAACAUUACAGUAGCCUUGAGCUAUAGACCCAGUUUUCCUUUUGUUUCAGAGGAACCUUGUUUUUAACUAUACAGUCUCCAGAAAAGCAACCUUACCCACUGCAGGAGCGCAUAUCAUGGACAGAAAUUUACAAUUUUAUGAUGAAAAGUGUUCAGUUAAUGGGCUUGGACUUGUUUUUGGUAUAAGAAAGCAGUAAUAAAAACUUGCUUUCAACAGUUUUGUCACAUCUUUGAUGAACUCAAAAGGGGGAGUUUGAGUGUCAAGUAAAGAGCCUGACAUCAUGGAGUGAGGCCUCAGUUGACUGCUGCAGAGUCCUCUGAGGGCCUCACUCACUCACUCUUUUUUUAUAUAUAUAUAUAAAUAUAUAUAGUUGAGAACUGUCCUGUAUAUAACAGUAAUGUAGCAAUAAAUGUGCCAUUUUUAAUAACAGAUUAUACCUUUUCCAAUGUCUGGCUUUUGAAUAUUGUAUACAUAAAAAGGAAAAUAAAGGAAAACAUUGUAACAAAGGGUU
Sphaeramia orbicularis (orbiculate cardinalfish) is the source of this 6050-nucleotide messenger RNA. It is a transcript of the gene tcf3b, whose product is annotated as transcription factor 3b. Lineage: Eukaryota; Metazoa; Chordata; Actinopteri; Kurtiformes; Apogonidae. Bases 581 to 2512 code for a protein of 643 amino acids. Gene Ontology annotation, biological process: regulation of transcription by RNA polymerase II. Gene Ontology annotation, molecular function: RNA polymerase II cis-regulatory region sequence-specific DNA binding; DNA-binding transcription factor activity, RNA polymerase II-specific; protein dimerization activity. The transcript has 21 exons. Gene Ontology annotation, cellular component: transcription regulator complex; chromatin. The record is from RefSeq and is a predicted model, not a curated record.